Molecule: messenger RNA, 1442 nt
Organism: Nezara viridula (southern green stink bug)
Lineage: Eukaryota; Metazoa; Arthropoda; Insecta; Hemiptera; Pentatomidae
Source: the annotation of a GenBank genome assembly
UGGUUAUAUAAUACAUCUAGCAGGUCUCAGUGUUUUGUAGGUCUCGCAGGAUGAAGGUAUUAAUAGUCGGAGGAGGUCUGGUCGGCUCGCUGUGCGCCUGUUAUUUUGGUUUGCGAGGCCAUGAAGUGCACAUUUACGAUUUUAGAAAUGAUCCUAGAACUGAAAAACUCUCAAAAGGACGAUCCAUCAACUUAGCACUUUCCACAAGAGGUAUAGAAGCUCUCUCACGUGUUGGGGUCGAGGGAGUAAUCUUGGAACAUGGCAUUCCCAUGAAAGGCAGGAUGAUUCACUCGAAAAGUGGAGAGAAGAAGAGUAUUCCCUAUGACCCAGUAUACAAGAAGUGCAUAUACUCAGUUGGAAGAAAACAUUUGAACGAGUUACUCAUCACAGAAGCCGAAAAGUAUCAAAAUGUUCAUCUUCACUUCAAUCAUAAAAUAACUUCCGUGAAUUUCGAGGAGAAGAAAAUAUUCUUUAAAUCGGCUGACAACAAUAAUUCUGAAUUGAAAGAAGACAAAGGCGAUCUAAUCGUGGGUGCAGAUGGGGCUUUCUCAAUCGUGAGACGAGAAAUGAUGAAGCAGCCCAUGUUCAAUUUCAGUCAGACUUACAUCGAGCAUGGCUACAGAGAACUAACCAUACCACCGGCUAACAACUUCAAGAUGGAAUCUAAUCAUUUGCACAUCUGGCCGAGGGGUGAGUUCAUGUUGAUUGCGCUUCCUAAUCAAGACGACAGCUGGACUGUCACUCUUUUCAUGCCUUUGGUUAAAUUCGACGAAUUACAAGGCAAAGAACAUGCCAUCAAGUCAUUCUUUCAACAGAACUUUCCCGAUGCUCUUCAAUUGAUCGGAGAUUCAAAAGUGAUCGAGGAUUUCUCAAAACCAUCUCAUUUAGUUUCUAUUAAGUGUACCAAAUAUAAUGUAGGAAAUAAAGCUGUAAUACUAGGAGAUUCAGCACAUGCAAUGGUACCCUUCUAUGGCCAGGGGAUGAAUGCAGGUUUCGAAGACUGCCGCAUUCUGGAUGAAUUCAUACAUAGCGAGGGCUUGGAUUUAGAAGAGGCACUAGAGUUAUUUUCAAUAACUCGAGCGAAAAAUGCGGAAGCUAUCUGCAACUUAUCCAUGUAUAAUUAUAGUGAGAUGAGGCAACUGGUCACGCAAACGUCUUAUAUCCUUCGGAAAAAGUUAGAUAAUAUCCUUUAUUGGCUUUUCUCAAGUAAAUGGAUUCCACUGUACCAGUCUAUUACUUUUACUAACAUACCCUACUCGGAAUGUCUACAGAACAGAAAACGUCAAAAUGUGAUACUUCGAAAUGUCUUUUAUGUUCUUCUUUGUGCAAGUGUUACGCCCAUUUCAUGGUAUAUAUUCAGGUGGAAACAAUCUCUUUAAGAAAUUUAUGUAUUUAUUUAUUUAUUUACUCUGUAGAUAUAAUAAAUAUAAUUAUUGAAAGUA